Messenger RNA from Fusarium oxysporum Fo47, 1925 nucleotides. RefSeq names its product fungal trichothecene efflux pump. Gene Ontology annotation, biological process: transmembrane transport. NCBI's taxonomy places the organism in Eukaryota, Fungi, Ascomycota, Sordariomycetes, Hypocreales, Nectriaceae. The coding region runs from base 100 to 1875 and encodes 591 amino acids. Gene Ontology annotation, molecular function: transmembrane transporter activity. The transcript is spliced from 4 exons. Gene Ontology annotation, cellular component: membrane. The record is from RefSeq and is a predicted model, not a curated record.
CUCCACGUCUCAAGGUGGCAUAUUUCAGCUUCAAUCACCUUUUGUUUCUGCCAUAUUUUAUUAUUCGAUAGUCUUCAACAGCAAUUGGAGUUUGUCAACAUGGCGUCCAACCAAGAGGUGUCUGUAGCGCCUGCAGGCGACGCCAAGAAGUCAGCCCUACCCACGGAUGACCAACGUCCACCUUCAAUUCAAUAUGUCGAAAACUCCGACCUCGAGCCGACCCCAAAGGUCGCUAUAUCCACAUUUCUAGCUGUUUUCUUCAUGGGUCUGACCUACGUACCCGCCAUCGCGACCGGAUUCAUCAUGCCUACUCAGAUUCUUCAGCAGAUUGGUAUGGCAUUGGGCGACACUGAGCACAUUGCCUGGAUACCUGGCAGUUGGUCCAUUGGUUCAGCUGUCGCGUUCGCUGUUGCUGGCGGUCUAAGUGAUGUAUUUGGUCGCCGAUAUGUACUAUUGAGCGGUCAGACAAUCGUUCUGGUUGGUGGUAUUAUUUGUGCUGUAGCCCAGACUACAUUGCAUGUUGUCGCUGGAACUACCUUAAUCGGCUUUGGCGCCGGUACUAUCAUGGUGUCGUAUCCUGGGAUCAGCGAGCUUCUCCCCAACAAGUAUAGAGGUAUUGGUCUGGCGUGGACCGAGUUUUGCAUCACUAUCCCUUGGGGCUCGUUGGCCGGCCUCAUCGCUACUCACCUAUAUCUCAAGGCGAGCUGGAGAUGGUGUUACUAUAUCACCAUAAUAUACGCUGGCAUCUGUCUUAUCGGAACAUUUGUCUGCUACUUCCCUCCAUCUCGACCGCAGCACGACUUUGAGAGGACACGUUGGCAGCAGGUGAAGGACCUCGACUACAUCGGACUCCUCCUCUUUGCCACCGGCCUUACCGUAUUCCUGAUCGGCGUCACCUUCCUCGGCGCCACUCAUAGAUCCAUGACGCUCGUCGCAACAACUAUCUCAAUUGGUGCCUGUGUCUUCAUCGCAGCGUUUGUCUACGACUUCACCAUUCCGAAGAAGCCACUUUUCCCCAUCAAGAUCUUUCGCAUGUACCGAGAAUUCACCGUGUAUCUUGUGGUCCUCUUCGUGUCUGGCAUGAUCUGGCAGGGAAUCGUCACACUCGGCAACCAGGGUACUUUGUUCAUGUUCACUAACGAUAUUCUGGAAAUCGGUGUCAUCUCAGUCCCUGCCAGUAUGUCCGGCAUUAUUGGAGGUUGGAUUAUGCCCAGUCUUGUUCACAAGCUCAAACACAUCCGGUACCAGUUUGUUUUCGCCCUUCUCAUGCAGACUGUCUUCACAGCAUCGUACGCCGCCGUGGUCCCUAACAACAAGACCGGUUGGACCAUCCUACCUAUGUUCGGCCAGUCCUGCUUCACCUGGGUUACAGUGUUGUCCUACGUCUCUUCUGGUCUGUUGGUUCCUCAGGAGGAGCUGGGAGUCUCGGCCGGAUUGAUGGGAACAUUCCGCAGCGCUGGCGGAUCGCUCGGCAACGCCAUGUUCAGCACGAUUUUGACCUCUAUUGUCAACCGCGACCUCGGUAACAACAUUGCUGGGGCUGCUAUCGGUGCGGGAUACUCUCCCAAAGACUUGCCUGCCUUGAUCCCAGCUGUCAUCCAGAAUGCGGUUGGUGUACCUUUUGCUAUGGCCAAGGUCCCCAACGUAACAGAACCAGUACUCCAAGCCACAGCUGCCGCGUUCAAGAACACAUACGCUAAGGCGUUCAGGACUGUGUUUUAUUCGACAAUUCCAUUGGGUGUAUUAGCCAUCAUCGCGGCCUGUUUUAUCCGUGAUCCAAGUCACUUGCUUAAUAACCAUGUGGCUGUCCAGCAAGAGAAGGAAGUCCUCGGAAAGAAGAAGGAUAUCGAAAUGGAGCCCAAGAUCAUUGAUUAAAUGCAUUAGCAUAUGGGUAGUUCAGAUUGUUACAUCAUCAAGCAAUACAC